CUUGACUGAGUGAGCACCAUGCCUAGUUCAAGAUGAGCAGACUCUGAUAGCUAGUAGAGACACAACUACAUGUACAGCACGACUAGAAAUGGCCUCUCUUCCUGCUUCUUGGCAACUUCUGCAGCUUCCGUGCGCGCCGUGUUGUGAAAAGCGCGACCAUCAACCAAGCAGCUACAAACCCACAACCACCGUAUCUCACGGCCGCUAGCCACUAUGGGCAAUAAAAUCGUCGGCAUCGUCCUCGCCGUAUGCAGUGGACUCUUUAUCGGUGUCAGCUUUGUUAUUAAAAAGAAGGGCCUGCUCAAAGCCACGGAAAAGAGUGGCAAUAUGGCAGGCGAAGGUUACGCGUAUCUCAAAUCAUGGAUCUGGUGGACGGGCAUGACACUCAUGAUUGUGGGAGAAUGCUGCAACUUCAUCGCGUAUGCUUUUACAGAAGCCAUCCUCGUUACUCCCUUGGGUGCACUUGCUGUUGUUGUCUCGGCCAUUGGCUCUUCCAUCUUCCUCAAAGAACGAUUAAGCUUUGUCGGCAAGAUUGGCUGUGCCCUGACGAUCCUCGGUGCAGUCAUCAUUGUGCUCAACUCGCCUGAACAGGUCUCUGCCACGACCAUUCAGCAGGUCAAGCAUUUCGCCAUUUCCAAAGUCUUCCUGCCCUACUGCGCCAUUGUCCUAGGUCUCAGCGCAUUCCUGAUUCUCUGGGCAGGUCCACGAUAUGGCCAAACGCACAUUAUGGUGUACAUCAGCAUCUGCUCCCUUAUCGGUGGCAUUUCCGUCGUCUGUACUCAAGGUUUCGGCGCAAGUGUCGUCUCUGCGAUUGGCGGAACACCCAAUCAAUGGAACAAUUGGUUCCUCUGGGUUCUCUUCAUCUUUGUGAUCAUCACGCUUCUCUUCGAGAUUGUCUACCUCAACAAGGCCCUUAACAUCUUCAACACCAGUGUCGUGACGCCCAUCUACUUCACCUGCUUCACAACCAUGACACUCAUCUCAUCAGCAGUCUUGUUUCAGGGGUUCAAUGGCAAGCCCGUGGAAAUUAUCACCGUUGUCCUUGGAUUUUUCUGCAUCGUCUGUGGUGUUAUCCUUCUACAAGUCUCGCUUGCUGCACAAGCCAAAUCCGACUCUGCAGUACUCAGCGCAGAACUCGAUGAUAUGCACGAUGUCCUGAGUAUGAAUAUCGAUGAUGAUGCACUCAACCCCGGUGCUGCCAGUAUUCGUGGUGCUUUAAGUAUGCGACGACUAGCAACACGUAAGACGAGUACAGCGAGUCUUGCACAGGCGUUUCAGCGUCGUCGAUCGAGAGUCGCUUCUGCUUCGUCGUCUGUUGGCUUACCGCAUCAUGGGUCGUUGUUUACGAGGGAUGUACAAGCGAAUCAACAUGUAAACUUACCACCACCCAUGCCAAGUCUUCCUUCACGCUCCAGAUCCCCAUCACCCACCAAUAUUGGGCAUGGCUCACAUAUCCGGUUUGAGAAGACAUUACCGCCUGUAUCAGCGACACAGUAUGCAUCACAGUAUGACAUACCAGAGGAAUAUGCUCUUGAAAGAGACUAUGCAACGACAAAGUCAAUGGGCAAGCGUGCAUCAGGGCGUAGCACAUCACCCAUGCAAACCAGACAUGACAAUAAGCAAAUGCCUCAAGGAUUCAAUGAAGCAGGUGGUAAGCCGGUUCUCAAGACGUUCAGUUUUGCGCGUGGUCGUCGAGGUAUUGCAGAUGAAGAGUCGGUUGGGUUAUUUGAAAGUGCUGCUGGGCAUGUUGCUGCAACUGCAUCGCCUGCGCGCUCACGAAGUCGGAGUAGUGAAAGCAGGCCGCGUGAAUCUCUGGAUUCUGGGUAUAUCUAUCAUGAGGGAUAUGGGAAUCGCUUCUAGCGUAUGACAUUGAAGCAGGUACAGUAGAUGGUCUUGUAGAAAGGACGAUGUAGAAAUGGCCCCAUCUGAA
Molecule: messenger RNA, 1930 nt
Organism: Protomyces lactucae-debilis
Lineage: Eukaryota; Fungi; Ascomycota; Taphrinomycetes; Taphrinales; Protomycetaceae
Product: magnesium transporter NIPA-domain-containing protein
Exons: 3
Coding region: 214-1860 (548 amino acids)
Biological process (GO): magnesium ion transport
Cellular component (GO): membrane
Molecular function (GO): magnesium ion transmembrane transporter activity
Source: RefSeq, a predicted model, not a curated record